Oldenlandia corymbosa var. corymbosa is the source of this 363-nucleotide messenger RNA. The record is from the annotation of a GenBank genome assembly. NCBI's taxonomy places the organism in Eukaryota, Viridiplantae, Streptophyta, Magnoliopsida, Gentianales, Rubiaceae.
AUGACAGCUAAAUUUAUGUUUAUAUGGUCACUUAUCGUAAUCCUUAGCAGGAUUUCAGCUACAUUUGUGCAUGCACUGGCCCAAGUUAUUAGAUUUCAUCCAAAAGUGCCUGGGGUGUGGAUAUAUGCUGCUGCAUGGGAGUUUGACCACAAUUUGAAUGCUGCAGCUGGUCGUGCUCUCAUGCAAAGAGGUUUGGGAGCUUGUCCAAAUUCUGAGGAUCUAUGGGUAGAAUACCUCCCCAUGGAGCUCACAUAUCUAAAUAAGUUAAAGGCUCAAAAGGUUGCUUUGGGAGAGGAUGAUGAAACAUUACUGCGCGAUGCCAAAGUUAAUGCUGAGAUGCAAUGGAGAAAUGAGAGCGGUUAA